Molecule: messenger RNA, 2365 nt
Organism: Mollisia scopiformis
Lineage: Eukaryota; Fungi; Ascomycota; Leotiomycetes; Helotiales; Mollisiaceae
Exons: 6
Coding region: 138-2087 (649 amino acids)
Biological process (GO): regulation of DNA-templated transcription
Molecular function (GO): DNA-binding transcription factor activity, RNA polymerase II-specific; zinc ion binding
Source: RefSeq, a predicted model, not a curated record
CUCCUCAACUCCAACUCAAUGUACCAGUACUGAUGAGAUCCUACCAGAGAGCCGAAAAACUUCCAUAAGAAGAUCAAUGAGCCCUUCUCCUUCUUUGUCUCGAUCGUCUCGAGACUUUCCUGAGCCAACAGCUUCAAAUGGCUACCAGCAACAAUGUGGGGCGGGGUAGUGAUCCAGCACGUGAGGAGUUCAUGCUGAAGAUACAAGCUUCCAUCCUGGAACGGUGCUUGAGAAAAGAAGUCCAAGAGAAACAAACAGUUGAAGAACGAUGUCGACUACUACGACAGAGGAUCAGCUCGAUGGAAGAUGAGCUCUCUGAGGCUGGAAAAGCAAGUGUGGCUCGUCGUUCCUUAGAAGACUCUUCCAGAUCCGAAUUUGAUGCCGUUGACCACGGCGAAUUCUUGAGAUGGCUAGCAUCAACUUCAAGAUCUGCUUCGAACACACCCCAACAAGAGCAUGCUGAGCUCCCUAUCUCCAACAAGAAAAGAACCCGGGAUUCGGCAGAUGGCUUUCAUGUCUUCUCGGUGGCAAUCUCGGAAACGUCUUCCGCUCACAGCACGAGUCAUACGAAACGAGUUCGAUAUACUUCAAAAGAAUCGCCACCCUGUCUCAGAUGUCGCAUACUCAAGAAGAAAUGCGAUGCAGCAGAGCCCUGUAGCCACUGUCCCACUCAAAGCUAUGAUAGUGAGAAUGAUUUCUGGAAAGUCCUUGGCUGCUUUCGAGGUCAUUUACGGGACAUGGCAAAUAUCUUCUGUCCUGAUUUCUCACGAGCUACUAGCAGGACACUGCAGAACCCAGUUGCUGGAAUCAAAACAAUAAACUUUGUUCUCACUAAAUCUCGAAUAUCUGAUCAGAAACGAGGACGUAUCAUGCACCUGAUACACCAUCUCGCCGACUUCAAGUCGCUCUCGGGUCCAGCGUGGGAAAAUCUCUCCUUCCGCGAAUCCAUAACUCGAUCUGCUACUUCUCUCGAACGAUUUGAGGGCGAUCCAGCUAUAUAUGGAAUUGAUUUGCAGGACUAUGAGGCCGCAUGGGCUAUACUUCAGCUAGUAUCGAUGGAUCACAUAUAUCUUACAAAGACAGCUUACAACCUGUUCAGCCUCUUACGACUAGGGAAUUGUUACGCAAAACACGAUCCAACUCGUUGGGAUAUUUUCUUGCAAGCAAAAAAGAUACUGCGUCAAUCUGUCGAGCUUUACUUACUUGAAAGACUUUGUUCUCAGAUAGCCCUCGGUGCUAUGAAUGGUCCAAUUCCCUUCGACACGACAAACCCAAUGCCCAAUACACUGGUUUUGGUUGAUCUUAAGGAAGAUAUCGAGUCAUUCCUUCAUAACUUCGAAAGACUUUGUGCAGGCCGUGCAAAGCUGUCGUGGAGUUCACAGCUGGCAGCGUUCUUCGCUCUCGCGACCUUUGGUAUCGCAAAGUCUGUCCUGACUGAUGCAUACAUGCUUAGAGAUAAGUAUGAGGAGACAAGCCGCUGGAGUCUCGACCACGCCCUCAAGAUGUCGAGUGCUUAUAAGGGCCUAGUCAGCGUAUUCUGCUGGGCGUCGAAAUCAGAUGUCAUGCUUCAAGUCGAGGAAGAUGAUCCAGCCAGGCCUGUUACUCUUGAACAAAUACAAGAAAUGGUUCACUUCAGCUCUUGGAUAGCAUUAGGAUUCAAGGGGACAAAAGAGUUUCUUCUCAGUCUGGGAACUUGUUUCUUACCAGAUGGUUCCUUUAAUGGUUUCCUUGCACAAAAAUUGGGCAUCGAUACAAUCCCGAAGCUACCGGCAGCAUCAGAUGAAUUACGCAAAGAUGACCCCACCAUUUCCCAGACCUUACCUUCAAGCUCACAACAAAUCGAUGACCGCUCUAGAAUCGUAUAUGCACCCAACACCCGGUCGAAUUACACAACAUCUAUUGAAGAUCUGAGUCCGCUUACUACUUUGGCCACUCCUCCUCCAAUAGGCAAUUAUACGUCAAUCAUGUUUGUACCCCAUGAUUUGGCAGGAGAUCAAGCAUUGACACGCGGUCACGGUGGACGUGAAUCGGACAUUCUAGAAAGAGCUGGAGAAAAUGGUGCAAUUGAAAAUCUGCCCAAGAGAUGAAAGAAAGCGAAGAAAUAGCUGAUACUAUACCCAAAGCUCGUAGAAGAACUCUGUGGAAACGUAUGAGCAUCAGCCAGAUAACUCUUUCAUCGGCUCAGCAUCAUUUCUGCUUCGUCAAGCUAUCAGAUCAUUACUGAUGACUUGUCCCACUGAUACAGUUCAUAAGAUGAAAUGAGAAAUUCUAGACAAAUGAGUUCUUGGUGUUGUCUCCUACGAACAGCAGCUUGGCCUAUACGCGAGCAACCUCGUUUGUCGACAUAAAGCAUAAUUCCUAACAC